AUGCGGUGGACCAAGGGUCGCCAGGUGCGUGAAGCCACCGGGCAGGAGAUAAAGCGGAGUUACCGUUGGACUCAGUGGCCUGUUCUGUACACCAUGGGAAACAAAUGUCUGUCCCAGGCGAAGGAGCCCAAGGGCGAGUUGAAAAUCGCCGAGAUCAAUGCAACGUUCCAGCCGGACAAGAUCGGCAACCCCAACGGCCUGCAGGUCACCUACCUGAAGGAUGGCAGCACCCGCAGCCUCUUCGUCUACCACGAGGAGGGCAAGGUGAUCGUGGACUGGUUCAAUGCGAUCCGCGCCGUACGGUACCACUACCUGAAGGUGGCCUACCCAGGCACGGUCGACAAGGAGAUAACGCCACGGCUCACCAGGAACUACGUGAAGGAGGGAUACAUGGAGAAGACGGGGCCCAAGCAAAAGGAGAGUUUCCGGCGACGCUGGUUUACGCUGGAUGCCGCCGACCGGCGCCUCAUGUAUUUCAAGGAUCCCCUGGACGCGUUUGCCAAGGGCGAGGUGUUCCUGGGCAAUGGCGACCACGGCUACGCGGUGCUGGAGGGCUUCCCGCCGGGCCUCCAGGGCCAUCACUGGGCGUACGGCAUCACCAUCGUCACGCCCGAGCGCAAGUACGUGCUGGGCUGCCGCACCGAGGAUGAGCAGGCACAGUGGAUCACGCACUUCCACCGCGUCAUCAUGCGCCCCAUGUCGCCACAGGAGUACUCGG
Molecule: messenger RNA, 718 nt
Organism: Callorhinchus milii (elephant shark)
Lineage: Eukaryota; Metazoa; Chordata; Chondrichthyes; Chimaeriformes; Callorhinchidae
Product: arf-GAP with dual PH domain-containing protein 1-like
Exons: 6
Biological process (GO): positive regulation of GTPase activity
Cellular component (GO): intracellular membrane-bounded organelle; plasma membrane
Molecular function (GO): GTPase activator activity; phosphatidylinositol bisphosphate binding
Source: RefSeq, a predicted model, not a curated record